AUGGCACGUCAGAACUUUGUUGGGCUUGUGGUAAGUCAGGGGAAGAUGCAAAAGACGGUUAAAGUUCGGGUGGAAAAUAAGGUUUUCAAUAAGAGGAUUAAUAAGGAGAUGUUUAAUAGGAAGGACUAUCUGGUACAUGAUGAGGGGGAGGUUUCUAGGGAGGGAGACUUAGUGCGUAUAGAGGCUACUCGACCUUUGUCCAAGAGGAAGUUUUUUUCUAUUGCAGAGAUCAUUAGGAACAAGGGACAGCAGUUUGCAGUAUUCCAGUCGCAAGCCAAGGUGAGUGUUGCGUCUGAGGAGGCAGAAAAGACGAAGGAGUUUUUGGACAGACGAGCAGCCAAGCAGGAGGAGGAUUCUGUUUUGUUGCAAGAUGUUUUGAAGUUGCAGGCUGCCUACGUGAACAGUGGGACGGAUAGUGCCGAGAUUGAGGAGAUUAAGAAGCGGCAUGGCAUCGGUGAGUUGACUGCGGACUCUGUCCGGCAGUUGCUGCAGCUUGAUAUAGAGUCGGUGCAUGCCAAAAUAAUGGCGGAUCGGGCGUGCAUUGAUAGUAUUACUUCCCGUGUGUCGGAUCUUCUUCAAGACGAUGCAGUGUCUAAUGAGUUUCUAUCUUCCAGAGGUGUUGAAAAUCCGUCUUCCUUGAAGAAGAACAUCAAGAAGAACCUGCUGAGAAAGCAUUUGAUGAAGGAACAGGGAAUCUUGUAA
Messenger RNA from Eremothecium cymbalariae DBVPG#7215, 702 nucleotides. RefSeq names its product mitochondrial 37S ribosomal protein uS17m (gene MRPS17). Gene Ontology annotation, cellular component: ribosome; mitochondrion. The record is from RefSeq and is a predicted model, not a curated record. Gene Ontology annotation, molecular function: structural constituent of ribosome. The coding region runs from base 1 to 702 and encodes 233 amino acids. The transcript has a single exon. Gene Ontology annotation, biological process: translation. NCBI's taxonomy places the organism in Eukaryota, Fungi, Ascomycota, Saccharomycetes, Saccharomycetales, Saccharomycetaceae.